AUGGACCACAAGCCCCUGCUGCAGGACCGGCCGCCCACCUACAACCUGGAGGCCGGCCAGGGCGACUUCGCGUGCGGCCCGCAUGGCUACGGCGCCAUCCCCACCGCGCCCCCGCCGCCGCCCUACCCCUACCUCGUCACAGGGAUACCUACCAGCCAUCCCAGGGUCUACAACAUCCACAGUCGAAAUGUCACCCGGUACCCUGCCAAUUCCAUCGUUGUCGUUGGUGGCUGCCCAGUCUGCAGAACAUGCCCCUCAGUGCCAAGGACAAGGCAAGCCCUCCCUUCCUGUGUGAGGCAGGCACCCUCCGGUGAAGCGUCAUGA
Molecule: messenger RNA, 324 nt
Organism: Pipistrellus nathusii (Nathusius's pipistrelle)
Lineage: Eukaryota; Metazoa; Chordata; Mammalia; Chiroptera; Vespertilionidae
Source: the annotation of a GenBank genome assembly